CUUUGUGAUCCUCCCUCAAAUUCUCUUGCCAUGCACCAUCAUUUUCCUGGGAAAGGUCUGAUCUUUCUUUCAGAUUCAUUUCACCCAGGCAGGGUUUGGAUCUGAAAGGAUCGUUUGAAGAGACAGGAUCAAUCUUUCCUUGGGGAUUUCAUUGAAAGGGUUUGUUUGUUUUGUCUGAGAAUCAAGAAAACAAAAGAAAAGAUCAAGAUAUAAAAGAGAAGAGGAUGAUGAAGCUUUGUCCUUGUUUCAGCAAUCCACAACAACUCGGAGAUAACUCGCCUAGAGAUUCAUUUGAUGAAGGUCUUACAGGUUAUAGAGGCCAUAGUAGCAAGCUUUUUGCUCUCUUCACCUUUCGCUCACGUGGAAAAGGAAGCUCUAGGCAGAAGUACAUAACGGAGGAGAUAAAGAAAUAUGGUAACGUGAAAUCAAGUGGCAAAAUCUUCAAGUUCAAGGAACUAAUAGCUGCAACAGACAAUUUCAGCAUGGAAUGUAUGAUUGGUGAAGGCGGGUUUGGAAGAGUCUACAAAGGCUUUCUCACCAGCCUCAACCAGGUGGUGGCUGUAAAGAGGCUUGAUCGAAAUGGGUUGCAAGGAACAAGAGAGUUCUUUGCAGAAGUAAUGGUAUUGAGUCUUGCUCAACAUCAAAACCUUGUCAAUCUCAUUGGCUAUUGUGUUGAAGACGACCAACGAGUCCUCGUUUAUGAAUUCAUGCCUAAUGGAUCUUUGGAAGAUCAUUUAUUCGACUUACCGGAAGGGGCACCAAGUCUAGACUGGUUCACGAGAAUGAAGAUAGUGCACGGUGCAGCUAAAGGGCUCGAGUACUUGCAUGACUACGCAGAUCCUCCUGUGAUCUACCGCGAUUUCAAAGCUUCAAACAUAUUGCUGCAAUCGGAUUUCAACUCGAAGCUAUCGGAUUUCGGACUAGCUAGGCUUGGACCAACUGAAGGCAAAGAUCAUGUGUCCACUAGAGUCAUGGGAACAUACGGAUACUGUGCUCCUGAAUAUGCGAUGACCGGUCAACUCACUGCUAAAUCUGAUGUCUAUAGUUUUGGCGUUGUCCUCCUUGAGGUCAUAUCCGGGAGACGAACUAUUGAUGGGGAUAGACCAACCGAAGAACAAAACUUGAUCUCCUGGGCGGAGCCAUUGUUGAAAGAUAGGAGAAUGUUUACAAGGAUUGUGGAUCCGAAUCUAAAAGGGAACUACCCAUUAAAAGGAUUGCAUCAGGCUCUAGCGAUAGCAACAAUGUGUCUGCAAGAAGAAGCAGAGACUAGGCCAUUCAUGGGAGAUGUGGUCACAGCACUUGAGUUCUUGGCUAAGCCGAUAGAGGUUGUUGAUGAUACUAAUAAUACUGACACUACUACUCCUGCUCCUGUUUCUGAAGCUCAGAAAUCAGCAUCUGAUUCCUGACAAGACCUAUUCAAUCUUUUCUAAUCAUUUCCUUUUCUUUUUGUUUUCUUUUAACGUAAAUCCCAAGAAAAUAAUUAGGGCUAGAGUUUGAUGGAAUUGGAUGCAAACAAAACAACUAUUUGUAAUGUGGUGUAAUAUGGCAUUGAGGGAGAUCGCAUAAUGUGGUUCACCUUAUUAAUCUCAUACUAUUUUUUUUUUGGGUUUAGUCUGAGCAAUCAUGAUUUCUUUUUCACCUUGAAAACUAUUCUUACUAAAAAAUAUAUUUAAUGUUCUAAAGAUCGAUCUGCUACACAUUUAUGUAAACAACAUUCAAAGUCAAAACAAUUUUUUUUAAAAAGUUGAUUUAAAAAAUCUAAAUCAUCUUAAUAUCUUCAAAUUGGUCUAAGUUGAUUUAAUUUGGUCUGAAUCCGUUAAAUCAAAGUGAAUUAUAGCUAAGCUUAAAUAUUAUCUUCACCAUUUUUUUGUUGAAACACCAUUAAUUAACUAUAAUCAAGUGAUGACUUUUUUCUCUCCAAAAUUAUUUUAUUUUUUAGUAUAAGGGUCUGACUGGUUUAAACGCAGCAGUUGCGAGUGCGAAAGUUUACGGAAGCGAAUGAUUGUGGUUUCAAGCGUUAUUAAGUAUUUUGUAUGACUGGCACAAUGUUUAAAAAUUGUUGCGUUUGCAGGUCAUUUUUGACUGGUUUACCUACACAAAAAAAUAAUUAGUGAAUUUUAAUAGACAAAAAAUUAAUUAGAAAAAUGAUAAUUUUAAAACUCAAUAAUAAAUAUAAAAACUAUAUUUAUAAAUCAUAUUAUUAUAAUAAAUAUGAAAAUAUAUAUUUAAAAAUAUAUUUAUUUAACUUUUUAUAUACAUAUAUAUUAGUAUUUAUAUCAUCUCAAUAUUUAAAACUUAUUUAAAAUUAUUUAUUUUAUAUUUAUAUAAUUUUUGCAAAAAAGAAGGAAAAUUUUAUCCUCCCGCAAUCGUCCGCAACUGCAAACGAUAGCUGAAAUCAGCUUUUGAUUUUCAAAGGUUUGGAGCGGUGUAAAGCGGUUUAUAGCAUUUUUGUGAUUGUUGUAAAACGCCAACAACGGCUACCGACCGCAAAAGCUGCAUAUGCGGGUGGUAGUGGAAAAACUAAUCAGACCACAAGUUUGUCUGAGUUUUUUUUUGUAUAAUAACUUUAUAUUUCAUCAAGGUAGUUAUAAAUGACCACAAGAAACUAAAAUAUAAUAUAUAUAUAUAAAAUAUAUAAGAAACAAAGAAAAAGUUAUUAACAUCUAAGCUCCGAUUAAUCUGCCUAAACACUAGAACUUUAAAAAACAUUUAGUUAUAGCCAAAUGAUUUCUUGACAUUUCAAAAUAUCAAUUAAUAUCACUAUUUACUAAAAAAAAAAACAACGGGCAAGAAAUAAAAUGAUUUCAGGGACACCAAUAUAACCUAUGAUAA
Brassica rapa (field mustard) is the source of this 2832-nucleotide messenger RNA. RefSeq names its product probable serine/threonine-protein kinase PBL23. Gene Ontology annotation, biological process: protein phosphorylation. Lineage: Eukaryota; Viridiplantae; Streptophyta; Magnoliopsida; Brassicales; Brassicaceae. The record is from RefSeq and is a predicted model, not a curated record. Gene Ontology annotation, molecular function: protein kinase activity; ATP binding.